Molecule: messenger RNA, 1731 nt
Organism: Symbiodinium sp. CCMP2456
Lineage: Eukaryota; Dinophyceae; Suessiales; Symbiodiniaceae
Source: the annotation of a GenBank genome assembly
AUGUCACACGAGUCUUUCUCCGCUUUCGUAAAGGCAAGUGUGUAUUAUUCGCCCAUUGCACAACCACACAGAAGUCCGCGGCCUCAAUCUGCUAACGUUUCUUUGCCUUCACCAACGCCGCCGGCUACGCGCUUAUAUGCUGGCACAGGACCGUUGCCAAUCGUAGAGGGGGAUGUUCUGGUCCCUCCAAAGCCGGCUCCAAGGAAUCUCGCUGCAAACUACGCAGCAACUGCCGCAACGGCAACGACCCUUUCGGAGACUCCGAGACUGGACAGGGAAGCCACUCACAAGCAGGUUUCGCGUCCCUGGAGGGAGACACCGCCGAAGGCUCUGAAUUCGAACUCGGGAUGGAAGAGUGUGAAGGGUGCUUUGCUGGCGUUGCAGAAGGACAAGAUUUCGGAUCUCGUGAAGCAGCGGUCCCAGGUCACCCGACAGGUGCGAGAUCGAAUUCAAGCCUUUGACAAGCGAGUGGCUAUUUUGUCGAGUGGCGGCAGAAAAGUUGCUGCCAACGAGUCUGCGGAGAAUAAUUCUGCCGGAGAUGCAGGUGACUUCGGCAGGUUGGAGUCCAGAUGGUUUGCAGACGACGAAAACGAGGCUGAUGAGUUGGAAGGAAUUCCCGGGAUGCCCUUCAAGGUGACCGGAUGGUCGUCUCAGCGAGGAAAUUUCCCUGCAUUCAAUCUGCUUGGGACGUCCAGCUGCUGGCAAAGUGAGAUUGGAAAGACGAGGGACCAGCAUCUAAGCUUUGAAGUGGAAGACAUCCCUGCACCGGUUGUCGCCAUACAGAUGGAGGUCGUCACUAAGGAAGUGACGCCAAAGAGGUGCAGGAUGAUGUUCUCCACAAAUUCACCGACUGGUCCCUGGCAAACUGCGUGGACGUUUACUGUGCCAGAGAAUGUGGCUGAGAAGGGCUCAACGAUUUUCUACAGGGCGAAGGAGGACAUGAAAGAACAUGCCGAGUCUGCACCAUGGUGGCGCCUCGUGAUCCUUGACAACUAUGGCUCCCAGGCUUGCGUGGCCAUUGCGGCACCCCUAAAGUUGCUGGUCUCGGCGAGAGGCGAGCACAUGCGAAUGAAGCAAAUCAAGCGGAACACGAUCACUUUUCUGGAAGACUCCUUCUUCGCGCAGAAACACCUGAUGAGCAACUUGACAGCGGAGGAGCGAUUUGAUAGGCGGUUGGCAACGAAGUACAACAUUGAGCCAGCUUUCAUACAGAAAGCCCACCAGCACUUCGACACAGCGGAGAACAGGAAGACAGGUCUUUGGACCAAGAAGGAUUUCAGUCACUGGCUGCUUGAGUUCCUUCCACCAAAGGAACGAUCAAAACUUGCUCCUGAGCGGAUGACGUUCUAUUGGAACCGAUUGGACAAGGACGAGCACAACUGCGUGGACUUCGAAGAGUUCGUGAUUUUCUUACAAGCCCUGACCUCCACGGCUGCUAAAUAUUCCAAAAGCAUCCCCGAGUUCCUUUUCCCGGAUCUGGUCAAGCAAGCAGAGGGAUUUGACAAUCUUGGCGAGGAGGGCCCAAAGGGCCCUGUGAUGCCCUCGGCCAGCAACAGCCAGGAGAGCAAGUCAAGGGCGAGGCAGUCAGUCCUCGGCUCCGAUGACCUCACUGCUAUAGCUUCACUCUCACGAUCGCGAGCGCGGACCAGUAUCAAUGCACAGCAAGGGCCUGCGCCCAAUCUCGACGAUCUGGAUACGUCGCUACUGGCACCACGGCGAAGUAUCAAGUAG